Messenger RNA from Emiliania huxleyi CCMP1516, 1923 nucleotides. RefSeq lists its product as hypothetical. The transcript is spliced from 9 exons. Gene Ontology annotation, biological process: cytoskeleton organization; regulation of adenylate cyclase activity. Gene Ontology annotation, cellular component: cytoplasm. The coding region runs from base 30 to 1556 and encodes 508 amino acids. NCBI's taxonomy places the organism in Eukaryota, Haptophyta, Isochrysidales, Noelaerhabdaceae. Gene Ontology annotation, molecular function: actin binding; adenylate cyclase binding. The record is from RefSeq and is a predicted model, not a curated record.
CGCACGCCGCCGCCUCCUCGUCGUAAGGCAUGAGCGACUCCAAGUUCACCAGCCUGCUGCAGCGGCUCGAGGCUGUCACGGUCCGUCUCGAGGGGAUGGAGAAGUCGGCGCCGGCAGGGUCGGCGCCGGCCGCGUCGGCCGACGACGCUCCGCCGUCGGCCAUGCUGGCCGACUACGACGCCCUCCUCGCCGGAGAGGUCGCGGCCUACGUCGAGCUCGCCGGCAAGCUCGGCGCUGCCGACGUCGAGGCGCAGGCCAAACUAGUCCAGCAGGCCUUUGUGGCGCAACGCGAAAUGCUGGCGCUCGUCGCCAAGUGCAAGAAGCCGGCCGAGAUGGGAUCCAUCGUCCAGCCGACCGCCGAAAAGAUCGCCGCGGUGCAGGCUGCCGUCGACCGGCGCUCGGCGAGCUUCAACCACCUGCAGGCGAUGGGCGAGUCCAUCCCUGCCUUGGGGUGGGUGAUGGUCGAGAAGACGCCCGCGCCGCACGUGAGCGACAUGUGGCAGUGCGGAGAGUUCAACCAGCAAAAGAUUGUGAUGGCCAACAAGGGCAAGGACGAGACGCAGGUCGAGUUCGCAAAGUCGAUUAAGGCGAUCUACACGGCGCUCGAGGCUUUCGUCAAGGCGAGAUGCGCCGAGAUGCCCGAGAUGUCCCGAGAUGCGCACCACCGCACGGGCCUGGAGUGGAACCCGAAGGGAGGCGCCGUCGGAGACGCAAAGGCGGCGGCGCCGCCACCGGUUGCGCCAGGCGCGCCGCCGCCGCCGCCGCCGCCGCCGCCGCCGCCGCCUCCGCCUCCGCCGCCGCCGGCCGAUUCCGGCGGCGGAGGCGGCGGUGGCGGGGCCGCGAACGCGCUGUUUGCGGAGAUCAACCAGGGCGCCAACAUCACGUCGCACCUGAAGCACGUCAAGAAGGGCGAGGGGCUCAAGGACCGGCCCGUGCCCGUCGCAAAGGCGGCCGCCAAGCCGGCGGCGGCGGCCGCCAAGCCGGCGGCGGCGGCCGCCAAGCCGCCCAAGUUUGCGCUGGAGGACAAGCGGUGGUGCGUCGAGUACCAGAAGGGGGCCAAGGACCUGUGCGUCUCGGAGCCGCUCGUCAAGCGCGCCGCCCCCGCCUCUGCCGAGGUCGGCCCGAGGCACACCGUCUACCUGUUCAAGUGCGAGGACUGCGUGCUGAAAGUGAGCGCAAAGGUGAACCACAUCACGCUCGACUCGUGCAAGAAGACGGCCUCCGCCCUCGACGCGCUGGGCGCCGCCCCCCCCCCCGCGGUCGUCUUCGACUCGGUGAUGGCGGGCGUCGACGUCGUCAACUCGACCUCGUGCACGCUGCAGACCUUGGUCAAGGUGCCCACCAUCACGGUGGACAAGUGCGACGCGACGACUCUCAUCCUUAACCGCGAGUCGCUCGACUGCGAGAUCGUCUCGGCAAAGUCGUCUGCGCUCAACAUCCAAAUGCCGGGCAAGACGGACGACGACGAGUUCAAGGAGGUGCCCAUCCCGGAACAGUUCGUCUCCAAGUUCGACGGCGACAAGUGGACGACCGAGUGCAUGGCCCACUCUGGCUAGCGUACAGGGAGGGGCGCCGGGGCCCCUUGCGGCGGGGCGACGGAUGUGGACUACGCGGCCGGGGCUGCGGCUCGCCCCGGUCCUUUUACGUGUGCGGGGCCGGCAGGUGCGCUGAGGCGUGUGUUGUCAGCGUGCGCGGGGAGCCGGGCUCGUGGUGUGAGGCGCGCGAGGAGUAGCACUUGCGCCUGGGGCCCGGGGUGCGGGUUCGCGCGCGAGGCGAGGGGCAAAGAAAGCGUGUGCGUGCGCGCCUGGCGUCCUGCCGUGCGGCACUGUGACGCGCAGGGGGCUGCGCUGCUGUCAGUUCUUGUGGCCGCGCGCGGCGACGCGAUAUAAAAAUAAUGUUAAUACGUGUGAUAAAAACAGAAAA